AGUAAAAGUGACAUAAACAUUAUCUCCCUUGUGCCGGGUGAAAAUCCGAUAUUUGUCGGCUACUUGAAAGUUUAGACUAUUUGUUGACAUGUUGCUUAGAGCUUUUACUGACAUUUGAAUAAUAACCUAAUUAUUUAUUGGGAAAUGGAUUAACUAUAUAAAACGUUUAAAUGUGUGGUCAUAUUUAAAAAAUGUAAAUGCGGGUUGUGAAAAUCACGAUUUGUUGAUGAUUUGUUAUAAAGAUAUAUACGUGUAAUAUAAAACAGGAUAUGAGCAACUGCUGAUUCUUAAUUAGCUGUAAGGAUUUAAACAUAUACAGGACAAGCCGGAAGAAUGGGUUGUGGAAGUAGUACGGACACUGCCCCGCCUAGGCACGAAGCGCGGAGGAGAACUCCAACACCCCAUCAGCCGACUCCACCGCCCCGGGAACCGACUCCACCUCCUCGGGAACCAACCCCACCUCCUCGAGAACCAACUCCGCCUCCUCCAGAACCGACUCCACCUCCUAGAGAGCCAACACCGCCUCCUCGGGAACCAACUCCGCCUCCUCGGGAACCAACUCCGCCUCCUCGGGAACCGACUCCGCCUCCUCGGGAACCGACUCCGCCUCCACGAGAGCCAACUCCACCUCCUCGAGAACCUACACCACCACCUCCGCCACCCCAAGAAAAACACGCGGGUAAGAACGGUUAUAGACAAAAUGACAGCGGUCUUUUUGAAUGUGAUCCUAUUGAUUUUCGACCAAACCCAGAAGAGAUGGACAGAGACUUUUCAGACCCCCCAACUGAAACACCAUUUGUUGAUAGAGAUUUUGGUCCAGAAGUUGCGAUUGAAGGGGAAACAUUUGAAUGGAAGAGACCACACGAGUUCCGAGACGCACCUGUCCUAUUUUCGGAGGGAACCACACGCUAUGAUAUAGGUCAAGGAAGUGCUGGAACUUGCUGGUUCCUAUCUAUGGUCGCCAUGUUAGCUGAUAGACCCAAAUUAUUUCACAGGGUUGUGCCUAUGGAUGCAUGGAACCCCGAAGGCGGCUAUUUUUAUUGUAAUUUCUGGAGAUUUGGUGGAUGGGAAACAGUAUUCAUUGAUGAUUUCCUGCCAGUAAUUCAUGGUGACGUGUUAUGGGGCGCCAAGUCUGCAGAGGAUAAACAGGAAAUGUGGCCUGCUUUCCUGGAAAAGGCUUUCGCAAGAUUUCACGGUAAUUAUAACGCGGUAUAUGGAGGUCAGUCAAGUGACGCGUUUCUUGCUCUUACCGGAGGUUGUUCGGAGUACAUUGACUUUGAUGAUGCACUUGAAGCAGAUGCUGAGGGAUCCACGAGGAAAAAAUCUUUAGCACUUCACAAACGCUUGAAAAAUGCAAUCAGACACGGUGAAAGCAUGAUUACAACUGAAGUACCGGAAAAAAACAACAACAAAUUCGGUCUGGUCGGUGGUCAUGCAUACUCACUUACUGAUGCCGUCACUGUAAAUUCAAACGGACAAACUGUACAUCUUGUAAGAGUUCGCAAUCCUUGGGGAAAUACGGAAUGGACAGGACCUUGGUCAGAUAAGAGCCGUGAGUGGAACACAGUUGAUCCGGAUGCUAUACCAUAUGCAAACAAAGACGAUGGUGAAUUCUGGAUUGCCUUAAAAGAUUUUAUCAAGUAUUUUUCCGGUGUUACUCUGUGUUCUUUGGUUCCUGAUUUCGACAAGGAUGGGUGUACAGACUCGCUAAAUCAUUGCAGUACAAUAUAUGGAGAAUGGUUCGGGGAAACAGCCGCCGGGUUCCAGAACAAGAUAAACAAUCCACGAUACAUGUUUGAACUCUCUGAUGAAGGAAUGGACGACGACGGCCUGGUACCAGUAGUUCUUCAGAUAUGUCAAAAAUUGAAACACAGAAAAAGUAAUAAGUUUUCAAUACGAGUAGACCUUUACAAGGUAUUAGGAGAGAGAUCGGGGUCGGAACCUCAAGCAGUAAUGGUGUUACUAGGAGAGGUCACUAACAUUUAUAAGAGUGAACGUCAAAUGAGCACGAGAUUCAAGGUUGAACCUGGACAAUAUGCCGUUGUCCCGUCCUGUAUUGACGCCGGAAAGGAAAAGGAGUUCCUGGUCAAGGUCUAUACCCCGGCUCCGAUAUAUAACGUCAGAGAAAUUGGUCGUGAAUAUGCUAUAAUGGAAAGUGAAGAAUUCAAAUGUCCAGAUGAAGCAGUAGUUGUCAGACAUACAGAAACUGUAUUUGGGAGAUGGACUUGCGGCCAUAAUGCAGGUGGCCAAAUUUCACAUCAGACGUAUUAUCAAAAUCCGCAAAUAGAGUUUGAAAUACCUGACAGAAACAAUGAUGAAUUUGUUGACAUUACAAUAAUGCAAGAGAAGGGUCAAGAAACAUACCCAGUUGGUCUUCGUAUUUAUCCGAUGGACCCAGGUUAUGACAUAGAAUGUGGCGACCAGCAUCAACAGUAUCUGUAUUCACAACAUGACAAUUGUCCCAGGACGUUGGACGGGAAUGUAGGAGCUUUUAUAAUGGGCUCGUCGGCAGAAAUACAGCACAAACUUCCGCCUGGACAAUAUUUUGUUCUGUUUCAUUUGGACGGUGACCAGCAAGAGAAAAGAUUUGCUGUUAUAAUCAGAUCAUCAUGUCACUUACAAACAAAGAAACACCAUGUAGAAUAGACACGGGAGCGUUCAGGUUUACAUUACUGCCUGUCCUACACAAUUUGCGCAUGCGCAAACUAUUAGCCUUACUGGGGAUAGAUCAACCAACUGUUCAUAGCGUUCUAUAAAAAAUUAUUUAUUGAAAACUAUACAAAAGUUAUUUAUUGAAAACUAUACAAAAGUUAUUUAUUGAAAAGCAGUUUUAUUAGUAUAAGAUACUUCAUAUAUUGAAAUACAGACUGUUUGCAAUAUUGAAAUAGAUAAACAUAUUCAUUUACUGAAAUUUAUUUAAGCUUCUUUUACGCGUUCUGUUUUUCAUGCCUAAAAUAUAUUUACAUGGUUGUUAAUAGCUAGCUAUAUAUAUAGUGAUAGAAUUUUAUCAUUAAUGUGAAAUAAGUUGAACAGUAAAAGCAUUCUGUGAUGUAAAAUUUGUGAUAAUAUUUAUUUUUAUUGAUAAGUUAUGAUUUUGCAAUUUUUUUUAUUUAAAUCAAACAUACAACAUAAACGACGCAAGGUACGCGAAAAGGAACUACCAAACUUGUCAGUAACUUUGAAAUAUUAAUUUCUUUUGAUUGCCGGUUUAUACAUGUACCUGUUACAGCAUUAAAAUUUUCGUCUUCUGACAAAAGGCCAAAACAAUUUUUAAUCUUCAGAUAAAUACAAAAAUAUAUGUCAACCCUUAAUGCUAAAAAGGUACAAGUAACAAAAUCAAUUAUAGUUAUCAUAAUGGCUUCUUUAUUCACUUCUUGUUACUAAAUCAACUGACUUACAAGUGUAUCAUAUCGGUUAAUAUCAGUAUUUACUAAUGGGAUAGUGACAUUUAUUUAUUGAUCAGUUGAUAAACUAUACUUUUAAAAUGAUAUAAUCUGAUAUUUGUAUUAUUUACAUAUGGUAUGUGUGUCUAUGAUGUACCGGGGCUUUAAAGUCUCAAAUGAAAUAUAGUUGUUGUAACAUUAAA
Molecule: messenger RNA, 3586 nt
Organism: Ruditapes philippinarum (Manila clam)
Lineage: Eukaryota; Metazoa; Mollusca; Bivalvia; Venerida; Veneridae
Product: calpain-2 catalytic subunit-like
Exons: 18
Coding region: 334-2646 (770 amino acids)
Biological process (GO): proteolysis
Cellular component (GO): cytoplasm
Molecular function (GO): calcium-dependent cysteine-type endopeptidase activity
Source: RefSeq, a predicted model, not a curated record